CUGUGUGGCUCAUUUUGCGCCAUUUUGUCCGCACCACUGUGUUGAUUGGGUUUUUGAGAUCUGUAGUGGAGCCAAUCAGAAGGGUACCGGACAACCGGAGAAACGGUGAGGAAGAAAAGAUGGAGCAAUACACUGCUACAACCAGUGGGGAUCAGAUAGUGGUGCAAGCUGCCAAUGGCCAAAUCCAGCAGCAGGCUCAGGGCACCGUAACAGCAGUACAGCUGCAAACAGAAGCCCCCGUCGCUACAGCUACAGGCCAGCAAGUGCAGACGCUCCAGGUAGUCCAGGGUCAGCCACUGAUGGUCCAGGUGAGUGGCGGGCAGCUGAUUACGUCUUCAGGUCAGCCCAUCAUGGUACAGGCCAUGUCUGGAGCUCAGGGCCAGACGAUCAUGCAGGUGCCUGUAUCUGGAGCUCAAGGACUUCAGCAGAUCCAGUUGGUUCAGCCGGGUCAGAUUCAGUUGCAGGGGGGUCAAACUCUGCAGCUGCAGGGUCAGCAAGGUCAGGCUCAGCAGAUCAUCAUACAGCAGCCUCAGACUGCCAUCACUGCGGGCCAGAACCAGGGACAGCAGAUUACAGUUCAGGGACAGCAGGUUGCCCAAACAGCUGAAGGACAGACUAUUGUAUACCAGCCUGUGAAUGCAGAUGGCACAGUUCUGCAGCAGGGCAUGAUCACCAUCCCAGCAGGCACCCUGGCAGGCACUCAGAUUGUCCAGGCAGCAGGGGCCGCUAACACCUCCACAACCAACAGCGGGCAGGGCACGGUCACCGUUACCCUGCCAGUAUCUGGAAACAUGGUGAACGCUGGGGGAAUGGUCAUGGUAAGACCUCCUGAUGAGAUGGUGCCGGGUAGUGGUGCUGUGCCAGCCAUCCAACGAAUCCCUCUGCCAGGGGCCGAGAUGCUUGAAGAGGAGCCGCUGUAUGUUAAUGCCAAGCAAUAUCAUCGUAUCUUAAAGAGACGCCAAGCUCGUGCCAAGUUAGAGGCAGAGGGCAAGAUCCCUAAAGAGAGAAGGAAAUAUCUUCACGAGUCACGGCACAAACACGCCAUGCAGAGGAAGCGUGGUGACGGCGGGCGGUUCUUCUCGCCUAAAGAGAAAGAAGAAAUGGCCUUGGCCAUGCAGGAGCAACAGGACCAGAACCAGGCUGGAGACGAGGCUGUGGCCCAGAUGAUCCGGGUGUCAUAGCACUAGAACUUCUACUGUGUGUUUUUUUUAAGUGACUCUGAAGGCCCACAUUUUCACCAUUGUGAAUCACCGUCUCCACCGCAACACUAACAGACAGCCCUAAUUCAUCACGGCCUGUGUUCCUCCUGUCUCGUGUCUUCUACUAAAAGGAGGGGCCCGUCUGUUUUCUCUCAGUGGUCUUGUAUUGCUCCAGAGGACACGCAUAGAACCAUUACUGUUAAUGUACGGUGUAAUUAAUUCAGCUUGCGAUUUAAAAAGCAAUUAAAUAGCAAAGUGUAAAUCGACCCAGAGAGAGAGAGAGAGAAAACAGUUAGUAAUGACUCAUUUACCAUGAUGUUUUUUAAAGGUGGUAGUAGAACAAACAAGAAUUUUGGCAAUGAAUUGCAUGAAGACCGAGACGAGCUGUUUGAUUUCUACUUUUUAGCAUUAUGGACGGUUCUUUUCAGGUUUAUGAACUUAUAAGUGGGAAGUUACAUGGAAAUGAUGUAGGUUUAUCUCUUACAAACUAAUUGUGGUGUUCGGCGUACUGUAUGUGUUUGGCAUGGGGAAGAGAGCAUUGGGAAAACAAUACAGACAAAAAGGGCAACAUUUUUCAGAAAUCGGCCCUCAUCACCAAGGAAACGUAUAUGGUUGUUUUUCUUUCCCAAGCUUUUAUACAGGCUUCAUCCAUAACAUGAAGUUAUUUUACAUUAGUGUUUUGAUACAACAGUCAUUUGUAAUUUGAGUGCGGUUUGUGUAUCCAGUCACUGUCUUCCUGGCUCAUCUAGCUCCUUCUUGGAAAUGCAAAUGCUCCUCGAGUUAUGUUGAAUAUUGAAGUCAUCUAACCUGUAUUUUGAUAAAAAGUGUGCAAAAUGCAUUGUGAAACAUCA
Molecule: messenger RNA, 2050 nt
Organism: Puntigrus tetrazona (Sumatra barb)
Lineage: Eukaryota; Metazoa; Chordata; Actinopteri; Cypriniformes; Cyprinidae
Gene: nfyal
Product: nuclear transcription factor Y, alpha, like
Exons: 10
Coding region: 120-1181 (353 amino acids)
Biological process (GO): regulation of transcription by RNA polymerase II
Cellular component (GO): CCAAT-binding factor complex
Molecular function (GO): RNA polymerase II cis-regulatory region sequence-specific DNA binding; DNA-binding transcription factor activity, RNA polymerase II-specific
Source: RefSeq, a predicted model, not a curated record